AUGGGUCUCAGCAGCAGUAGCGAAGCCAAGGGAAAUUUCUUAGGUUCUCGGCCCCUUUUGUCAUUUGACCCAGCUUUUGAUGAAUUACCACAUUAUGCUUUGUUAAAAGAACUCUUAAUUCAGAUCUUUAGUACACCACGGUAUCAUCCCAAAAGCCAACCAUUUGUGGACCAUGUGUUUACUUUCACCAUUUUGGAUAAUAGGAUAUGGUUUUGGAACUUUCAGAUCAUAGAAGAAGAUGCUGCUCUUGUAGUAAUAGGACCUCGUUUUGUCUUAAAUCUCAUAAAGAUUUUCCAGGGAAGUUUUGGAGGACAAACUUUAUAUGAAAAUCCUCACUACCAGUCACCAAACAUGCAUCGGCGUAUCAUAAGAUCCAUCACAGCUGCAAAAUACAAAGAGAAACAACAAGUGAAUGAUGCACAGAAAAUGAAAAAGAAAGAACCAAAGACUAUUCUUCCACACUAUCCCACUGCUGAUGUUUUUGUUAUACCAGCUGAUGAAAAGCCAAUAGAAAUACAGUGGGUAAAACCAGAGCCAAAAGUGGAUUUGAAGGCAAGAAAGAAAAGGAUUUACAAAAGGCAAAGAAAAAUGAAACAGAAGAUGAACAGUGGCAAUGCAAAAUGA
Molecule: messenger RNA, 624 nt
Organism: Nyctereutes procyonoides (raccoon dog)
Lineage: Eukaryota; Metazoa; Chordata; Mammalia; Carnivora; Canidae
Product: ribosome biogenesis protein BRX1 homolog
Exons: 2
Coding region: 1-624 (207 amino acids)
Biological process (GO): rRNA processing; ribosomal large subunit assembly
Cellular component (GO): nucleolus
Molecular function (GO): rRNA binding
Source: RefSeq, a predicted model, not a curated record